This is a messenger RNA of Cetraspora pellucida, 731 nucleotides long. Lineage: Eukaryota; Fungi; Glomeromycota; Glomeromycetes; Diversisporales; Gigasporaceae. The record is from the annotation of a GenBank genome assembly.
CUCAUUUAGCACUUUAUUGUAAAGGUUCAGUACCUGAUGAUAUUAAAAGAAAAUGGUUAAUUGAAGUUGCUAAAAGAGGUGAAAAAGUAAAUAAUAAGGAUAAAGAAAUUUAUAAUAGAAAAAAAGUUAAAAGGUCUGAUCAAUUAAUUACUUCACACUUCCAAUCCAUUAAUAAAUUAUCCUCUCAACAAUUCACAGACAUUACAAAAGCAUUGCUUAAAGCUUUUGUAUAUUGUGAAAUUCUUUUUGCUAUCAUCGAUAAUCUGUAUUUUCAAGAUUUUUUAAACCUUUUACAAUCUAGUUAUACACCACCACAUAAGGAUGCACUUUUAGGCUCAAUACUUGAUAGAGAAAUUGCACAAAUUGUUGUUAAUUAUACAGCAACUUUGGCUGAUUGUUUUAUAGAAAUAGUUCAAAUAGCUAUUGCUCUUAAGAAAAUACCCAUCAGUAACAAUUUUUAUGCUCUUGCUAUUGCUGUAUUCAAUGCUCGAUAUGAACUAUUUGACAUUUCUUUAUAUCUUCUAACUUAUUUUCUUUAUCCCAACUACAGAAAUAAUAGUUUAAAAAGAAAGUUCUAUGAUAUUUGUGAAUUGGCAGUUAGUUAUUAUAAAGAUAUGCAUCAUAGUGAAAAAGAAUGUUGUGAAUUAGUAAGUCAAUUAAUAAACUACAAAGCAAAAGUUAUGCCCUGGGAUAUUGAGUUUUCUUUCAAUUUAAUGCCUGCAACAUGGUGA